UACAUCAAGUUACGCUCGUAACUCGUAACCGUUUAAUCGAUUCGCGAAGUACGAAAGUUGUAGGUUAAAGUGCGCGCAACCUCUCUCUUCGAGGAUGAAUUCGAAAAACUCGUUAUUCUCGUGAAGAAGUAUUUAUUAAGGAGGAGAAUUAUUCUAGAUAUAAAUAUAUAUAGAGAUAGAAUUAUCGUUUUAUUUAAGUCGGUUGUAAGAGAAGAAAAACAUGACCGAAUCGGAAGAGGAGAUUACCCACACCGAGGACGAGGAGGAUCUGUACGAUUUGGAUAGGCCUUCCGUAAUACACUUGGAUUAUCGAGUGAUGUGGAUACGGGACAGAGUGAUGAAAUUCUUAGGGAUACCCGGCUACGAGAUUCAGUUCUACAAACUUUUGAACGCGAACAAUCGUUACUUGGAGGACAAGCUGCUGAAUUUCUUGAUACUCGAUCUUUACGGCGUGACGAGCCUCGAGAGAAAGAUAAUCUUCUUCUAUUGCACGUAUUUGGUGGAAAAGUAUCAGGAAGAGGUGCCGGUCUGGCAAAGGAAGCCGCGAAAGAAAGAGGAAGAACCGAAGAAGAAGAAGAAGAAACCGAAGAAACCGAAGAAGGUGCCGAAAGCGCCAGUGACGGAUCCGCUUGCGUUAUUGCGCCAACUCGAGGAGUCGAUAGUCACGCUCCGCUCGGAGGACAAAUCGGUGACAAGCACGAUCGACGACGAAGAUUACGAUGACGAGGAGGAGGAGGACUACGAAGAGGAGGAGUGGGAAGACAGAGUCGAUAUGAAAAAGAAGGAGGAAUACGAAAAAGAUUUCGUGCCGCCGCCGGGCGAGGAGGACAAGUACAUCAUGAUCAAAAAAUUGGUGGAGAAAGUGCGAAAAACGCCGAUACUUCACAUGUUCUGCGGCGAGGUGAACGGUAGCAAGCCCGAGUUGCAGAACGUAACACUGUUCUACUUCAUGAGGACGACCCACGACGGUAUACCGAGCUUCGAUUCAUACGCCGAGUGCAACGAGCAAAUGACGCAUUACUUGAUAGUCGGAUCCCUUAAUGGAAAGUUCUUGAUUUCGAUGCACAGAAUGAUCACCCAGGUGUUCAGACCGUUGAUCCAUUCUCAAUUCAGAGGGCCGGAGCUCGUUGACAUAUACGAGGAGAAGGAAGAGAUCGAGGAGGCGAGUUUCACGGACAUAGUGGCGGCACGAAGCGCACAGUUCAGGAAACCGUCGGAAUAUCGAAGGAUGUCGAUAGCGUUGGCGAGGAUAGCCGAGGUGGAGGAGGAAGGCGAGGAGGAGUUUGUUGUGCGUCGUUCAACGGCGGUGAGGCGGAGGUUACCCAAGCAGGAAGUUAGUUUCGAAGAGGAGGAGGAGAAGGAAGUGACCAAGGUGUCGCACAUGAAGGAGAUACGUAUAUCGUUGCAUCAAAAUAAGAACGACUUUUUGGCAUUUCUGGAUAAAUUGACGGAAAACGUUGAAUGGACGUUGGAGCACAUCGAAGGCGAUAUAUUGCUCACGAUGCCCAAUAUACCGGAACUAGACGAUCCCAACGUUACCGACGAAAUGUUGGAAAAAAACAAAGAGAUCAUCGAGCAAUUGGAGGACGUGAUUAUGGUGUGGGGCGUGCACAUAGAAAAGGUGGUGGAAACGUUUCAAAUGAAAGUGCCGGCCAGUAAAGGGCCCAUAGCCGAGAGCGAGUACUGGAAGGAUCGGGAGAUAGGAUUGUUAAUGUUGGUGGAACAAUUGAAAACCCCUAUGGCGAAAAGGAUUUUGAACGUGUUGAAUAAAGUCCAAUCGACAAUCGCAUCCAACUUUCAAUUUUUCUAUUCGGACCUGUGGAAAACUUACACCGAGGCCAGGGACAACAAUCGAUUCUUGUCCACCCUUUUGAGACAUUUCAAGUUGAUGACGGAGUCGAGUUGCUUCAAAACGAUCAUGCAAUCCAUCGUCCCCCUUAUGGAAGGUAUAAGAAUGAUCUGGGUAUUAUCCCCUUAUUACUGCGUCGAGGAGAGGAUGGUCGGUCUGAUGGAGAGGAUCUCGUGGCAAUUGUCCCAAAACGUGAUCAAGAAUUUAUCCAUAAACAUGCUGUUCAGAUACCCGUUGGAGAAGAUUCUCGAAAAGACGGAGACCGCUUGCACGAUGCUGAAGAGCUGGAAGCAGGCCUACUUGAAGAGCCGCGAGGACAUCGAGAUAUCCGGGAAGGGGAAGCGGUGGGAGUUCGAUCAGAAGCGAUUGUUCCAAGGGACCGAGUACAUAGCCUCGGUUUGCGACGGUUUGAACCAAAUCGCCAACGUCCUCCAAGACUUCCACAACAUUUUCGGCCCCUACCUCAAGUCGAUCAUCAGCGACCCGGCCCAGAUCGACACCGUGAUAAAGAGGGUGGACAGAUUGGUGGUCCCCAUACUGAACGCCGACUACAACAUAUUCGACGAGUUCAACAAGGAGAACUGGGAGGCGACCCUCUCCCUCUUCUUCGAGGAGGUCCACUUCCUCGAGAACGAGGCGAAAUUCUUCCUCGACGAGUGCUUCCACGUGUUGAUAAGCGCCGAGUCCGCCCUCGAGAUGUUGAUGAAGUUCAAGGAGAUCAAGACGAGGGCAAGCAUCCAUCAGCAGUUGAUGAAGAAGUUCGACGUCGUGAUGCAGCAAUUCAGCAAGGAGGUCAGCACUGUCGAGGGGAUAUUCAAUCGAGGGAAACGAAGUCCCCCCCUGUUGAGGAAUCAUCCCCCGAUGGCUGGCGCGAUAUACUGGGUCAGACAAUUGUUCCACCGUCUGAGGAAACCCGUGUUGACGAUCCAGAACGUGGCUGAGCUGAAGUACAGCCACCUGAAGAUCCUGGCGUUCAACCAGUACUACGAUCUGUCCAAGCAAUUGAAAUCGUACGAGGAGUUGAAGUUCCAACAGUGGAUGGACAAAGCGCAAAUGAUCGUGAUAAACACUAUGAGGAGGAACAUACUGAUGAUGAUGCGCUCCGAUCCUGAUAAAGGUUUCAGGCAACGUUAUUUGUAUCGGUUGCCAACUCAAUAUAACGCUCCAUUUUCAUCAACCCUAAACUCUCAAACUGUUCUUCUUUUCAAGCUCGCCAACAACUCAAGAUGCAAGAAUCUUGCGUUAAUUUUGCGACACUCUUUAUAUUUAUAUAUAUCAUUCAAUUCUGAAACGCGGUUUUCACUAGGUUUGCUGCCGUUCCCGAUUACCGAGAAACCAGUGACGAAGAAUAUCCAAUCGAAUCCGAGGGCGAGGAGCAGGGAGUUCGCUUCGCCUGGAUCGACCCCCCAGGAGUCGGUUCACAGGGGCGACUACGAGAUGUCGAAGCCGAGCAUCGAUACCGGCAGUUCGGGGAUCACGAGGUUGAAGGAUACGAAAACGGAUGGGCAGAGGAGAGGAGGAGGAGAGGGAGGAGGAGGAGGAGGGUUCUCGAGCCACAGGGAUCAAAAGUCGGGCACCUCGUCGGAGAAGGGAGGAGGGGGCCAUCAUCAAAUGGCCAAGAUCACCUGGACGGAAUUCAUGAGCGGUUCGAUUCUCAUCGAGUGCCAGCUACGUUUCCAAGUGAACUUCGAUUGGAAUUUGUUCGAAAUCAUUCACGAGGCUGAGUUGAUGGAGCAGUUGGGCUUCGAGCUGUCGCCCAUAGUGAAAGACGCCAGUAUACAGAAAAAUCGGUUGAGGCACGACCUCGACGUGAUGCAAAAAUUGAUCGAUAGGUACAACUCGAUGCUCGAGAAAAUGGAUAAAGCGGACAUAGAAUUAUUGAAGAACACCCUGUUGGACAUCGAGAAGCAUAUACAACCGGGAGUGAUGCGUAUAAAUUGGAACUCUUUAAACAUAUCCGAUUACGCGUACGAGUGCGAGAAAUUGUUGAAAAAUUUGAACUCGUUGGUCGAGCAAUUGAAUCACAUUAAGAGCGAUCUCGACAACAGGAUAUUCAACGGUUUACAGAAUUACGACCUGUUCUCCCUUCCCACCAAAUAUUACGACGACGAGAACCAAUUGAUAAUGUUGCUACCGUGCAAGAUAUUCUUCCAAGAGAUGCAGGCGAAGAGGGUCGAACUGGCCACUGCCAUGUCCGUGAUAUACCAAUCGACCAGCCCUAUUCUCAUCAAAUUGGAAAGUCUUAUAUUCGGCACGUACACCGGCAGAUGCGCCGCCAUGCAACUCUAUUACGAGAAGUACGAGAAGAAAAUAUUCUCCGCUUUCAUAACAUGCAUAACCAAGAAUCUCGAGUACUUCAACAAAAAGUUGACGGACAUAAAACCGAUGUUUCAAGUGGACGCUGUCCUGAUAGCCUCGGAGGUGGUCCUGAGACCGUCCCCGACCGAGAUCUACAACAUAAUACUGCAGAACGAGAGAAAUUUGUUGGAACAGGUGAAAUUGUUCCCCAGAUGGAUGAGCGGCACUUGUUUGGAGUGUAAGCCUCAGAGGAAGGCCGAUAACGACACGUUCGUCAACUUCACCUUCUUCGAGGAUUUGAUGAGCAUUCAGAUGGUGAACGACACGAUAAUAAUGAUUCAAAGGACCGCCCAUAAAUUGGCGUUGGAAUCGUGGAACUAUCUGCAAAGGUGGAGGAAGUACAGCAAUCUGUGGUCGUUCGACAAGAAUCUCGCAGCGGAGAAAUACGCGGCCACCCAGCCAACCCUCCACCAAUACGACGAGAAAUUCUCCUUCUACAGCAACAUCCUCGACGAGGUGAUGGAGAUGAAAUCCAGCUACAACCUCUAUUGCAUAAGCAUCAACCUGAGCUCCCUCCUCGUUGGCAUCGAGCAACACGCGAAGGAGUGGAAGCAGACGCUGGGUAACCACCUGCUGAUGCGUACGAUCAACGAGAUGAACGAGUUGCACGUGAUAAUGGACGGGUUGCGGACCGAGGUCGAGUUGGUGAUCACAGGUCUGAGCCGAUUCACGUCCGUCAUGCAGGCGAUCUCUGACAUAAAGAAGAUGGCCAUCCAAGCGGAAGUUUGCUACACCACGUGCCAGGAAACCUUUCUAGCAUUUCGCAGCCACGGUAUAUCGUUCCCCGAGGACGACGAGCAAGCCGCUUACGAUUUGCAACGCGACUGGGAGUCCCUGUACCUCGGCGCCUUGUACAGAGCCUCUACCCUCGAGAGCACCUCCGACAGGUUCUCGGGGAUGACCCAGGAUCAGAUAUACGAGUUCGUCAAGGAGCUCGAGGAGUUCGCCAGGGACUUCGAGGCGUACGGGCCUGGAAGCGUGGGGGACGAUCUGGAGCUUGGAUUGGUCAAGAUGGAGGAAUACGGGAAAUUGAUCGCGAGGCACGACGAGAAACAUCGUAACCUGGUCAAUUCCGAGAUCCUGUUCGAUCUUCCGGCGACGGAUUACUCGGUUUUCCUGAAACUGAAGAAGGAUUACGACGGGAUGGAGCUGUUGUUCGACCUGUACAAGGAGCAGAAGGAGAUGAGGGACGUAUGGGCGCAGACCUUAUGGGUGAACCUGAACCCCCAACAAUUGAUCGACGGUAUGGACCACUUCAUCAGGAUAUUCCGCCGACUGCCGAAAUUCGUGAAGGAGUUGAGCAUCGGUCACGCGUUGGAGGCGAACAUGAAGAGCUUCAAGAACUCGGUCCCGUUGUUCAUCGAGUUGAAGAACGAGGCGAUGAGGGACAGGCAUUGGAAACAGUUGAUGACCAAGACCGGGCAAUUUUUCGAUAUGGACCCGGAGAGGUUCACCCUUCAGAACAUGUUCGCCAUGGAGUUGGGGAAGUACCAAGACAUAGCCAAGGAGAUCGUGAUGAACGCCGUGAAAGAGUUGUCCAUUGAGAAGGGUUUGAAAGACCUGGCCGAGGUGUGGAAAAUGUUGGAAUUCACCGUGAUCAAACAUUACAAGGGCAUCGAGGAUCGUGGAUUCAUCCUGGGUCCGACGGACGAGAUGAAUCAGAUUCUGGAGGACAACAUGAUGAACGUGAACGCGAUGGCCGCGUCCCAGUUCAUCGGCCCUUUCCUCGACACCGUGCAGAAAUGGGAGACGACCAUGCACACCAUCUCCGAGGUGCUCGAGUUGUGGCUCCAGCUGCAGAAGAGGUGGUUGUACCUCGAGGGUAUCUUCGUGGGCGGUGACAUAAGGAUGCAACUGCCCGAGGAGGCGAAGAGGUUCGACGACAUCGACAAGUCCUUCAAGAAGAUCAUGAACGACACCUCGAAGAGAUUGAACGUGCUCGAGUGUUGCAUGGUGAAAGGUCGACACGAAGAGUUCGAGUCGAUGAUAGUCGCGUUGGACAAGUGUCAGAAAUCGUUGACGGAUUACUUGAACAGCAAACGGGCAGUUUUCCCGCGGUUCACUUUCCUCAGCGACGACGAAUUGUUGAACAUCCUCGGCAGCGGUAUACCGAUCGCGAUUCAAGAACACGUGGGCAAGAUGUUCGACAAUUUGGACAGAUUCAGGUUCGAGUUGAGCGAGACGGAGCGCGAGAUAGUGACGGCGUUGAUCUCCGCCGAGGAGGAGGUGAUGGACUUCAGGAACGUGGUGUUGGCCGAAGGGAAUAUCGAGGAGUGGAUGGUGCUCGCGUUGGAGGAGAUGAAGAGGUCGAAUCGAUUCCUCACCAAGAAAGCGGUGUUCAAUUACGGGAAGGUGAGGAGGCCAAGAACGGAAUGGAUGCUCGAUUUUCAAGGGAAUAUGGUGCUGUGCGCUAAUCAAAUAUGGUGGACCGCAGAGGUGGAGGACGUGUUCGUGAGAAUUUCUCACGGCCAGAUGGAAGCGAUGAAGAACUAUUUGAAGCAGUUGAACAAUCAGUUGAACGAGGUGGUGACGUUGAUGGGCGCCGACACGUUGACGAACAACGACAGGAAAAAGUUCGACAUGGUGUUGACGAUCGACGUACACAUGAGAGACAUCGUGGAAGGUUUCGUGAGGGACAGCAUCAUAGAUCCGUCCGAGUUCGAAUGGGAGAGUCAGUUACGGUUUUACUGGAUUCGAAGCCUGGACAACGUUUGGGUACACCAAUGCACGGGCGUGUUCGAAUACGGUUACGAGUAUAUGGGAUUGAACGGGAGACUCGUGGUCACGCCUUUGACGGAUAGAAUAUACUUGACCAUCACGCAAGCCCUGUCGAUGCAUCUGGGAGGAGCACCCGCCGGUCCCGCCGGGACGGGGAAAACGGAGACUACGAAAGAUUUGGCAAAAGCUCUGGGAUUAUUGUGCAUCGUGACUAAUUGCGGCGAAGGAAUGGAUUACGUGGCGAUAGGGAAGACGCUGGGUGGACUGGCGCAGUGCGGUGUGUGGGGAUGCUUCGACGAAUUUAAUCGCAUCGAUAUAUCGGUGCUGUCCGUCAUCUCCACGCAACUUCAAACCAUACGAUCCGCCUUGAUCGCGAAAGCGUCUCGAUUCACGUUCGAGGGCGUGGAUAUAGCGCUCGACUCGAAAGUCGGCAUAUUCAUCACGAUGAAUCCGGGAUACGCGGGUCGAACGGAACUUCCAGAAUCCGUGAAAGCGUUGUUCAGGCCCGUGGUGUGCAUAGUCCCGGAUAACGAGCUGAUCUGUCAGAUCAAGUUGUUCAGCUCCGGCUUCUUGACCGCCAAAGUCUUGGCCAAGAAAAUGACAGUCCUGUACAAAUUGGCACGCGAGCAACUGAGCAAGCAGAAUCACUACGACUUCGGGUUGAGGGCGCUCAAGUCGGUGCUCAACAUGGCCGGCCACUUGAAAAGGACUUCCGGCGACUUGUCCGAGAAUCUGGUGCUGAUGAGAGCGCUACGAGACAUGAAUCUUCCUAAAUUCAUCUUCGACGAUGUCCCACUCUUCCUUGGAUUAAUAGCCGAUCUGUUCCCCGAGCUCGACUGCCCCAGGGUUCAUUAUCCCGAUUUUAACGACGCCGUUGAUCAUGUGAUACAAGAACAAAGUUACGUGCACUUACCCGAACAGGUCGAUAAAGUGAUUCAACUGUACGAAGUGAUGAUGACGAGGCACUCGACGAUGGUAAUCGGGCCAACAGGAGGCGGAAAAACCGUCGUGAUCGAAACGCUUUGCAAAGCGCAAACUCGACUUGGCAUGCCUACCAAACUCUACACCUUGAACCCAAAGGCGUGUACCGUGAACGAAUUAUAUGGCGUGUUGGAUCCGGAUACGCGCGAUUGGACGGACGGCCUGUUGAGCAAAAUUUUUCGAGAGGUGAACAAACCGUUGGACGACAAAAGCAAGAGUGAGAAAAGAUACAUUCUGUUCGACGGCGAUGUGGACGCCCUCUGGAUCGAGAAUAUGAAUUCCGUAAUGGACGACAACAAAUUACUCACUCUGGCUAACCAAGAGAGAAUCAGAAUGCUAGGCCAUUGCAGUUUAUUGUUCGAGGUAGGCGACCUGCAAUACGCUUCACCGGCCACCGUGUCCAGGGCAGGUAUGGUGUACGUGGAUCCGAAGAAUCUGGGCUAUCACCCUUACAUGCAGAAAUGGAUACGUAGUAAGAGCGAAUCGGAUCAGGAAACGUUGACCGCGAUGUUCGACAAAUACGUGGAUGCAGCGAUUACAUACAUUAUAGAUGGAAUGUUCGGAUUGCAGCAGCUCAAACCGCUUAAGAUGAUUAUACCGCAAACCGGAUUGAACAUGGUAGUUCAACUUUGCUACGUGUUCGAUGCCCUUCUCGUGGUUUUGGACACUGAAUUGGCCUCUCUUUUCAAAAUCGAGGAAGAGGAAGAAAUAAAAUUGGAACCACAAUACACCAGGCAGGAAAGUUUCGAAGCAAUGUACAUUCAAGCUUUGUACUGGUCCUUGGGAGCCUCCCUGGUCGUCGAGAAUAGACCCGAGUUCGACGAUUUUGUAAAGAAAACUUGCGGUUUCAUGCUUGUCCAGGACACCGUUGAAAAACCAGCUACUGUGCGAUACAUUCCCGUGACGAAUAAAUUGUUGUACGAUUACUUUUUGGACUUGAAACAAAAUAUCUGGGUCCCAUGGACGUUAAUGGUUCCCGAAUAUGUACACGACAGGAAGAAACAUUUUUCCGACAUCCUAGUUCCUACUAUGGACACUUUGAGAACCACGUGGUUCGUUCAAAUAAUGAACGAACGAGAACGACCAGCACUUUUGGUCGGAGAGACCGGUACCUCGAAGACUGCUAUCAUUCACGAGUUUCUUCGACACUUGAGCGCUGAAAAAUACAAUCAACUUAUGAUAAAUUUCUCGUCGAGAACGACUUCGAUGGACGUGCAAAGAAAUAUAGAGGCUGCCGUGGAGAAAAGAACGAGAGAAACUUACGGGCCACCUCCUGGUAAAAAACUGUUGAUCUUUAUCGACGAUAUGAACAUGCCAUUGGUGGACACUUAUGGCACUCAGCAGCCAAUCGCUUUUCUCAAAUUCUUGUUCGAGAAAGGUGGCUUUUACGAUCGUGGAAAGGAUCUUUCCUUGAUGUACAUGAAAGACAUGUGUUAUUUGGCAGCAAUGGGAAAACCGGGUGGAGGAAGGAACGAAGUGGAUCCGAGAUUCAUCUCCAUGUUCUCCAUCUACAAUGUCGUAUUUCCCGCGGACGAGACCCUCGAUUACAUCUACACGAGUAUUCUGAUCGGGCAUCUGCAGAUAUUUUCAGAGGAAGUGCGAGAUAUCGCGAUAACUUUAGUGCAAAUUACUUUGCAACUUUAUAAGAUAGUUUUGGCUGAGCUAUUACCAACGCCGAACAGAUUCCAUUACAUCUUCAACAUGCGAGAUUUGUCGAGGAUCAUGGCGGGUCUUCUUCAAUCCCAUCCCGAUUAUUUGCCAACGGUGAAACAGAUCGUUAGACUUUGGAGAAACGAGUUCAUCAGAAUUAUAUGCGAUCGUUUGAUAAACGAAAACGAUACGAAAAUUGUAACCGAUCAUAUACAAAAAAAGAUCGAAGAAUAUUGGGAAGAGGAUCGUAAAGUGAUAGAAUACGCGAUGAGGGAUCCGUUGCUGUUCGGUGAUUUUCGAAACGCGAUUAACGAGGACGAGCCAAGAUUCUACGAAGAUCUGUUGGAUUACGAGGCUGUCUACAGUUUGUUCUUGGAGAUUUACGAGGAUUACAAUGAAAGAAACGUGAGCAAAUUGCACAUGGUCCUUUUCAACGACGCGCUCGAGCAUCUGACCAGGAUACAUCGUGCCCUCAGGAUGCACAAAGGCCACGUUCUGGUGAUCGGUAUAGGCGGAAGCGGGAAGAAGUCGGUGAUCAAAUUGGCAGCGUACGCUGCAGGCUUUCGAACAUUUCAAAUUAGUCUCUCUCGAGGCUACAACGAGCCCGCGUUUCGCGAGGACAUGAAGAAUUUGUACAACAUGGUUGGCGUGGAUAACAAAAAGAUCGUGUUUUUGUUCACCUCCGCUCACAUCAUCGAUGAAAGUUUCUUGGAACUGGUAAACAACAUGUUGCUGACCGGAGUGGUACCCGCUUUGUUCACGGACGAGGAGAAGGACGAAAUAGUUCAUUCUUGCAGGAAUCAAGCGGUAGAGGCUGGCUUUGGCGUCAGCAAAGAAAAUGUGUGGUCGUAUUUCGUGAAAACGAGCCUUCAAAAUUUACGAAUAGCACUUUCGAUGAGUCCGUCUGGUGAUUUGUUAAGGACGAGGUGUCGAAGUUAUCCCGGCCUGGUCAGCAGUACCACCAUAGAUUGGAUGUUCCCUUGGCCCGAACAAGCAUUGGUUUCCGUGGCCAAUGUCACUCUUAGCGACAAUCCAAACAUACCGGAAAGUUUCAGAGACAUUAUAGUGGAACACAUGGUGCUCACUCAUAGAUCCGUCUGCGAGUACACGGUGGAUUUUCAAUUAAAAUUACGGCGAAGAAACUAUGUGACGCCUAAGCAUUAUCUGGAUUUUAUAAACGUCUUUCUACAGCUUUUGGUGGAAACGAAGAAUUACAUAAACUCGCAAUGCAAUCGACUUUCCGGAGGUCUGCAAAAGAUCGCCGAGGCUUCGAUGACUUUGAACGAGUUAAACGAGAUUCUAGCCGUGCAAAGAGUAAAAGUAGCCGACCAGACGAGGAAUUGCGAGCAAUUGUUGGCCUCUAUAGGAGAAAGUACGGAUAUCGCGAUGGAGAAAAAGCAGUUCAGCGAGAAGGAGAGGCAGGCGAUAGAAGUACAGAGAAAGAUCAUUAACAAGGAAGAGACGGAAGCCAAAGAGGCGUUGGCCGAAGCGCAACCUGCCCUGGACGCGGCCCGAUUGGCCCUUGGAGAACUGGAUAAAGCGGACAUCACCGAGAUAAGAUCGUUUGCAACGCCGCCUGAACCCGUACAGAUCGUCUCAGAAUGUGUGGCGAUUCUAAGAGGCGUGAAAGAAAUCUCUUGGAAGAGUGCGAAAGGAAUGAUGAGCGAUCCAGCGUUUCUAAGACAAUUGCAAGAGAUGAAUUGCGACAAGAUCACUUUGAAGCAGCAGCAAGCUGUUAAAGCGCAUCUGAAGAAGACCACGAAAUUGGAUCAGAUGCAAUACAUCAGCAAAGCAGGAUACGGCUUGUACAGAUUCGUGCUCGCUGUGCUGGAUUACUGUGCCGUUUUCAGAGAGGUUAAACCAAAGAUAGACCGAGUUAAGGAAUUGGAGGCCGAAUCGGAACGAGCUCGAAAAGCUUUGGAAAAGGAGGAACGUGAAUUACGAAGGCUGGAAAAAACCAUCACAGACUUAAACGCGAAAUACGAGAAAGCUAUGGAGGAGAGGCAAAAGUUGCAGGAGGAGACCGAUCUGCUUCAGAGACGUUUGAUAGCCGCUGAUAAAUUGAUCAGCGGAUUGUCCUCGGAAAACGAGCGAUGGAAAAAAGAUUUGGAGAACUUGAAAAUUCAGAUAGAGAAGAUCAUUGGAAAUUGUCUUCUCUCCGCUGGAUUUCUCGCUUAUUGCGGUCCAUUCUCGUACGAGUACAGAAAUCACAUGGUGUACGAGGAUUGGUGGAACAGUAUAGUGACUAAGGAGAUCCCUUUCAUGGAUACGUACAAGAUUCAAACGGAACUGACUAACGAUGUUGAAAUUAGCAAAUGGACAUCCGAGGGUCUACCACCGGACGAGCUAUCCGUACAAAACGGAAUUCUGACGUUGAGGGCAUCGAGAUUCCCCGUUUGCAUCGAUCCUCAGCAACAAGCUCUGAAUUGGAUCAAAAAGAAGGAGCACAAGCAUUUGAAAAUUCUAUCGUUCACCGAUCCAGAUUUCUUGAAACAGGUGGAACUGGCGGUAAAGUAUGGUCUACCGGUUCUCUUCCAGGACGUCGAUGAAAUCGAUCCCGUGUUGGAUAACGUCCUAUCCAAGAACAUACAGACUAUAGGAGGCAGAUCGUUCGUCCUUCUCGGUGAUAAAGAAGUGGAUUACGACCCGAAAUUUCGAAUGUACCUUACCACCAAGAUGUCGAAUCCUAUAUUCGAUCCUGCUGUAUACUCCAAGGCCACAGUGAUCAAUUACAUGGUGACGUUAGGGGGCUUGGAAGACCAAUUGUUGUCGGUGGUCGUUCGAACAGAGAGGCCAGACAUCGAGGAGCAACGCGAAUCUCUGAUCGCCGAGACAAGCGAGAACAAGAAUCUUCUCCAGCAACUGGAAGACAGUUUGCUUCUUGAAAUAGCAACGAACAAGGGAAACAUGCUGGAUAAUAUCGAGCUGAUCGAAACUUUGGAAAAUACGAAAGCCAGCGCCGAGGAUGUGAUGAGAAAAUUGUAUCUCGCCGAGGUUACAGCCAUUGACGUGAACAAGCUUCGAGAUGGUUAUCGAUCGGUGGCUCAAAGAGGAGCGAUACUCUUCUUCGUUCUGGCGGAUAUGGCUACGGUUAACUCGAUGUAUCAAUACUCUUUGAUCAGUUACGUGGAGGUGUUUAUUUACUCGUUGAGGAAAGCGCUUCCGGAUCCGACGUUGCAACGCCGUCUGCAGAAUAUCAUCCCAAUGUUGACGAAAAAUGUUUACGAUUACGGGUGCACGGGAAUCUUCGAGAAGCAUAAAUUACUGUUCUCGUUCCAAAUUUGCACAAAGUUGGAACAAAGUGUAAACAACGUGAGCCAACAACAAUUGGAAUUUUUCAUCAAAGGGUGUAUCAGUUUGGAGAAGGCGCCUAAGAUUAAUCCUACGGAAUGGUUGCCAGCGACUGGAUGGGCCGAUUUGUUGAAAUUGAGUACCGAUUUUUCGGAAAAGUUUGGAAAUAUCGCGGAUGAACUCGGUACGCAUACGGAUGAAUGGCAAACAUGGUUCGACAUGGAUUCCCCGGAAUCCGUGGAAUUUCCCCUGGAUUAUUCGAAAAAGUUAAAUCCUUUCGAGAAACUCAUGUUGAUGAGAUGUUUUCGCGUCGAUCGAGUUUAUCGAAGCAUCGUCAAUUACAUCACCGACAUCAUGGGAGAAGAAUACAUCACCCCUCCGCACAUCAGUUUCGAGUUAAUCUUCGAGCAGAGCACACCAACUAUGCCUAUCGUUUUCAUACUGAGCCCUGGAUCCGAUCCAACUUCGGAGCUAAUGAAAUUGGCGGACAAAUACGGCUGUGGCGGUGGAAGAUUUAAAUAUUUAUCCCUUGGCCAGGGCCAGGAAAUUACCGCAAAAGAGUUGCUAGAGGGUGCUGUUGCUAGAGGACAAUGGCUCAUGUUGCAAAACUGCCAUCUACUCUUGAGUUUCACCAAAGAUUUGGAAAAAUUGUUGGAGAACAUCGGAAAGCCUCAUCCAGAUUUUCGUUUGUGGCUCACUACCGAUCCAACUCCCAAUUUUCCUAUUGGAAUAUUACAACAAUCUUUGAAAGUGGUCACGGAACCACCCAGUGGAUUGAAGUUGAAUCUCGAAAGUACUUAUCUAAAAAUGAGACCACAAGUGUUGGAAAGUUGCACUCAUCCCGCUUACAAACAUAUAAUUUACGUGUUGGCUUUCUAUCACGCGGUCGUUCAAGAGAGAAGGAGGUACGAUAAGAUUGGCUGGAACAUAAAUUACGAUUUCAACGAGUCGGAUUUCAACGUGUGCACCAUUAUUCUGGAUACGUAUUUAACCAAAGCGAUUCAAACGAAUGAUACCAAACUUCCUUGGAACAGCUUAAAGUAUUUGAUCGGUGAAGUAAUGUACGGUGGACGAGUAAUAGAUUGCUACGAUCGUCGAGUAUCCGAGACUUACAUGGACGAAUAUUUUGGAGACUUCCUUUUCGACAGCUUUCAACCUUUCCACUUUUACGUGGACGAAGAAUUCGAUUACGUGAUACCACCAGAAGGGGAUCGUGAUGAUUAUCUCGAGUUCAUCGAUCAACUGCCGCUUGUCAAUACUCCGGACGUGUUUGGAUUGCAUCCAAAUGCCGAAAUUGGUUAUUUCACUCACGCCGCGAAAGAAAUGUGGAUCAAUCUUAUAGAACUGCAGCCCCAAACUGAAGUUAGCGCGACUGGAAUAAGCAAAGACGAAUUUAUCGAUAAUCUUGCGAAAGAUAUAUUGGAAAAAAUCCCUGUCGAGUAUGACAUUAAUAAAGUGAGAAAAAGUUUUGGACCAACCGUAACGCCAACCUCGAUCGUUCUUCUUCAAGAAUUGGAGAGAUUUAAUAAACUGAUCAGGAUGAUGAAAAGAUCAUUGAUUCAACUGAAGAAAGCUAUCGCUGGAGAAAUCGGAAUGGAUAUGACUCUUGAAAGUAUAGCUACAGCGUUAUAUAACGGUGUAUUACCAAGCCAAUGGGCCAUGCUAGCGCCAGAUACAAAGAAAACAUUGGCUGGAUGGAUAGAACACUUUGAGAAGAGGAUACAACAAUACAAUAAUUGGGCUAUUACGGGUGAACCCAUAGUUCUCUGGUUAGCUGGCCUGCACAUCCCAGAAACUUAUUUGGCAGCCCUUGUGCAAAUGGCCUGCCACAGAAACAAUUGGUCUUUGGAUCGUUCUCUCAUCUAUACAGCAGUGUCGAAAUUCACCAAACCCGAAUACGUAGAAGAUAAACCUGAUCAGGGUUGUUAUGUGAGUGGAUUAUAUUUGGAAGGAGCCAGAUGGGAUCUAAAUGAACAAUGUCUGAAAAGAUCGCUCCCGAAAAUCUUGAUAGAAGAAUUACCGAUAUUAAUCGUCAUUCCAAUCGAGGCUCAUAGACUCAGGCUUCAGAAUACUUUUAAAACGCCGGUAUAUACCACGUCUAAUAGAAGAAAUGCUAUGGGAGUAGGUUUGGUUUUUGAAGCAAAUCUCGCCACGGCGGAACACAUUUCUCAUUGGGUGUUGCAAGGAGUUUGUUUGAUAUUAAAUACCGAUUAAACGCGAUUAGGAUUACAGUGAUAUUAAUUACUUUUUUUUUUUUACAAUGAAAACAAUAUAAAGACGUCAUGUACAGUAGACAUCCUUCUAAUAAUUAUUAAAAAAAAUCUUUCUAAAAAUA
This is a messenger RNA of Apis mellifera (honey bee), 15182 nucleotides long. RefSeq names its product dynein heavy chain 10, axonemal (gene Dhc98D). Gene Ontology annotation, molecular function: ATP hydrolysis activity; dynein intermediate chain binding; dynein light intermediate chain binding. NCBI's taxonomy places the organism in Eukaryota, Metazoa, Arthropoda, Insecta, Hymenoptera, Apidae. Bases 221 to 15061 code for a protein of 4946 amino acids. Gene Ontology annotation, biological process: microtubule-based movement. The transcript is spliced from 58 exons. The record is from RefSeq and is a predicted model, not a curated record. Gene Ontology annotation, cellular component: dynein complex.